Molecule: messenger RNA, 1527 nt
Organism: Oncorhynchus masou masou (cherry salmon)
Lineage: Eukaryota; Metazoa; Chordata; Actinopteri; Salmoniformes; Salmonidae
Exons: 7
Coding region: 1-1527 (508 amino acids)
Cellular component (GO): postsynaptic density; dendritic spine; postsynaptic membrane
Molecular function (GO): ionotropic glutamate receptor binding; synaptic receptor adaptor activity
Source: RefSeq, a predicted model, not a curated record
AUGAAGCCGCUCCUCAAAGUCCCGUUCUUCCCUGUAUUUUCUCAGGAUAACUGUGCCAGGGUGCUACUGGUCCGUGGAGCCAACAAAGAGGUGAAGAACUACAACAGCCAGAGUCCCUUCCAGGUGGCCAUCAUAGCGGGGAACUUUGAACUGGCCGAACUGGUCAAGAACCACAAAGAGACAGAUAUAGUGCCUUUCCACGAGGCCCCGGAAUACUCCAAGCGGCGUCGGGUCCCUCCCUCUACCAGCAGCAGCGGUAGCUGCCUGGUGGCCCCCCGGGUCCUGCUGCGCUCCAACAGUGACAACAACCUCACAGUGAGCCAGGGGCCUCCCCAGGACUGGUCCCAGCCCCAGGGAUCCCCCCAGCACCACGGAUCCCAACAGGGAGGGGUCGGACCCCCCACCUCCACCUCUCACCGUAGCCUCUCUCCACAGCUGCUCCAGCAGAUGCAGGGGAACCCAAAUGGCACUGUGAGGACCAUGGGCCAGAGGUCCCGCAGUACCAGCGUGGGGGUGGUCCUGCGGAGUCCGUCCCCGUCCCUCAACCGGCUGGGAGAGGAGGCCUGCAGGCCACACCCGCAGACACAUGUACAGACACAGCAGACUCAGCACAGAAAGACCAGCCCCAGUGGUCAUGUGGAGGUGGUGGUGCAGCGGAGGAAGCUGUACAGUGCCGUACCAGGUAGGCACUUUGUGGUGGUCCAUUCCUACCAUCCACGGGCCGAGGGAGAGAUCACCCUCUACAAGAACGACAGGGUCAAAGUUCUGAGUAUCGGAGAGGGGGGGUUCUGGGAAGGCAGUGCCCGGGGCCAGGUGGGCUGGUUUCCUGCGGAGUGCGUGGAGGAGAUUCCUGCCAAGGCCAGCGAGGAGAGGACGCCGCACAUGUUACAGAAUAACGCCUUACCAAAGGGAAGCAUCAAGGAGUGUUUUUUUGUGUUGGAGGUGAUGUCGGGUCCGGGUGUCGGUACAGCAGCUACCAGGGAGGCCUCAGACAGUUUCGUCGGACUCUCAUGCCUCAGCUGGAUUGACAGGUUCCCACGCCUCAGCUGGAUUGACAGGUUCCCAUGCCUCAGCGGGUUUGAUGGGUUCCACUGCCUCAGCUCACUUGACAUGUUCCCACGCCUCAGCGGGUUCGAUAGGCUCCCAUGCCUCAGCGGGUUCGAUAGGCUCCCAUGCCUCAGCGGGUUUGACAGGCUCCCAUGCCUCAGCUGGCUCAACAGUCUUCCAUGCCUCAGCAGGUUCGAUAGGCUCCCAUGCCUCAGCGGGUUCGAUAGGCUCCCAUGCCUCAGCGGUUUCGAUAGGCUCCCAUGCCUCAGCGGUUUCGAUAGGCUCCCAUGCCUCAGCUGGGUGAACAGGUUCCCGUGCCUCUGCCGACGCAACCAGGGAGGUCUCAGCCGGCUCAUCAGGCUCUCACGCCUCAGCCGGUUCGUCAGGUUUCUGUGCCUCAGCGGAGACGACCAGUCCGCUCCUGAUCCCCAGGACUCGUCCCUUUGGUUGGCGUCCUGCGGCUGGAGCUGCGCACCGUAG